Molecule: messenger RNA, 3786 nt
Organism: Hippocampus comes (tiger tail seahorse)
Lineage: Eukaryota; Metazoa; Chordata; Actinopteri; Syngnathiformes; Syngnathidae
Gene: lhcgr
Product: luteinizing hormone/choriogonadotropin receptor
Exons: 11
Coding region: 445-2421 (658 amino acids)
Biological process (GO): ovulation cycle process; adenylate cyclase-activating G protein-coupled receptor signaling pathway; ovarian follicle development
Cellular component (GO): plasma membrane
Molecular function (GO): G protein-coupled peptide receptor activity; luteinizing hormone receptor activity
Source: RefSeq, a predicted model, not a curated record
GUAUUAAGCUUUUUUUUUGAUCAUUCAAAGCUUGUCCGAUCACCAUGUAUUGUAGUAGUACUAGCAAUGGUGAUCUUAUCUUUUGAAAGGACACUUUGUUCAUGCAGGCAAACCAAAUGCAAAAUUAAAAGCUUUUAAUCUCCAUUUGCUUGCAUUUCAUUGAAAUGAAAUGAAGAAACAGUGUAAGAGCUAUCAUGAUCCCCACCCACUCAGCGUCACAAGUACUUCACAUUUUAGGCAACUCCUCCAGGCAGGCAGGCAAGUCACAUUCACGUGAGUACAUGAAGGCAAGACCACUGCUGACACUUAUGAGGAAUAACAGCUGCUUUUUUUUUUUUUUGAGGUGUUUAGCUUAGUCCUGGAGAAUUACAGUUAGUUCAAAGUAGCUUUUUUUUUUUUUUUUGUAAUUUGUAAACACAUUUGCUUCAACUCUUGAUUUCACAAAUGACCCCGCAGGUGCUCUUGUUUGUGGUUGCAUUGUCCGGCAUCCACUAUGUGACCUCCGAUGAGGCGUUCAAGUGUCCGCAAAUCUGCCACUGCACGGCCUCCAAAUUUCAGUGCAGCAAGGACACACAAAUGGCUUCCGAGAAUGAAACCACAUCCAUAGUUCUCAAACACCUGGAUCUUGAAGAACUUCCAACCCAUGCCUUUAAAGAACUCAUCAACAUUAAAGCAAUUUUGAUUUACUACAGCACUGCGACCAGGAUACAGACACACGCCUUCCUAUCCAUCCAUGGCUUGAGAGAAAUCACGAUUAAAAACCUGAAAAAUCUGAGGACAAUUGAAAAGGGUGCAUUCACUGACCUGCCUAAUCUGAAUUAUUUAUGCAUCUUUGGCACUGGGGUGAUGCACUUCCCAGACUUAUCCACCAUAUCCUCUUUGGCCUUCCCAUUCAGCCUAAAAAUGCAAGCAAACAUGGCCAUAGAAAAUAUCCCUGCCAAUUCCUUCAACGGUAUGACAAAGACGGCCAGUGACAUAAGCCUGAUCGGUAGCGGUUUCAAGGAAAUCUACCCACACGCGUUCAAUGGAACCUUCAUCAGAACACUCGAUUUAAGACACAACAGGCAUCUGUGCAACAUUCCAGAGGACGCUUUUGAGGGAGCCUGGGGCCCGCUUUAUCUGGAUGUGUCCUCCACAGCUUUGACCUCCCUCCCCCGAAAAGGGUUGGAGCAGGUAAAGCGCCUGAAAGCCAAAUCUGCUUUUGCUCUGAAGCGCCUUCCUCCAUUAGACAGUCUGGCUGAGCUGGGGGUGGCUGAGCUGACAUAUGCGAGUCAGUGCUGUGCUUUCCACUUGUGGUACAGCAAACACAGACAAGAAGCUCUCAAGAAUCCAUCACCAUUUUGUGAAUCAAUCUACACAAAUUUUGGUCGAGGCACUGACCUCUACAACAAUCACCCACAACUGGAACAUAUUUGUCCCAGCCACGCCGGCAUCCAGUGCACGCCAGAGUCAGAUCCUUUUAACCCUUGUGAGGACCUCCUGGGUCCCAUCCUGGGCAACGUCACCUGGAUAAUUGCUUUUUUUACCAUUGUUGCUAACCUCACUGUGCUGGUCAUCCUACUUUUUACCAGUCGCAAGUUAACUAUCUCCCGGUUUCUCAUAUGUAACCUAGCCCUAGCAGACCUGUGCAUGGGGUUUUACCUGAUGCUCAUCGCACGCAUGGACUACCACUCUCGCCACGAGUACUACAACCACGCCACGGAAUGGCAGACGGGCCCAGGAUGCGACAUGUCGGGCUUCCUGACAAUGUUCUCAAGUGAGCUGUCGGUUUAUACGCUCACUGUGAUCAGCUUUGAACGCUGGUACACCAUCAUCAAUGCCAUGGAUCUAAACAAGAGGCUGGGCAUGCACCAUGUGCUGGCCAUCAUGGUUGCAGGUUGGGUCUUCUCCUUAGUAGUUGCUCUGCUGCCCCUAGUGGGAGUCAGCAGCUACAGCAAAGUGAGCGUCUGUCUGCCAAUGGAUAUCGACACGCGGGUUUCUCAGGCGUACGUGUUGAUUGUGCUCUCGCUUAACGUUGUCGCGUUUCUGGGGGUGUGUUUCUGCUACGUGUGCAUCUACCAGAGUGUCCGCAAGCCGGCGCCCGCCAAUCACCACGACGACGCAAAGCUUGCCAAGCGCAUGGCAGUGCUGAUUUUCACCGACUUCCUUUGCAUGGCGCCAAUCUCCUUCUUUGCAAUUUCCGCUACCCUGCACAUGCCCCUCAUCACCAUGUCUCACUCCAAGUUCAUCCUCAUCAUAUUUUAUCCCAUCAACUCUCUCUGCAACCCUUUCCUGUACACCAUCUUUACUCGGGGCUUUAGGAAAGAAGUGCGCCUGCUGCUCCAACGUUGUAGGAGUAUGUUUAUAGCAUUUCAAGCAAAAGGCCCACGACUCCCAACUUAUCUGCAUCCAAAUAAUGCCCAGCGGGAAACCACGCUUUAGCUUCUCAUCACUUGAGUGAAAGGUUGGUUGUGAUCGAAGGAAACACAUCAUCCGUCAUGAACUCGAAGAAUCCAUCAUCGGCCUGAACUGUACAUUUCUUCAAAGCUUGGCUCAGGAUGGAGAGAGGCCCUGCAUUGCACACGAUUGCUUGCACAUUUUUUAUUUUUUUUUACAAACGGACUGAAAAUGUCUUGCAAUUGGCUGGUUACCAGUUUUGGGUGUACCCAGCCUCUCGCUCCAAGUUAGCCAAGAUCUCACUGUAGUGAUGGAGGUUUGAGUGGACAGAUGUUUCAGUGUGUACAGUAUUUGUGCAUGUGUAAUAUACUGUAGGAUUGUAUGCCGUAAUAUGUACAAUGUAUUAUAAUAUACGUAAACUAUAGAGUGGUCGAACCCCUAAAGCCAAAUGCAAUCCCUUCUAUGAGAGCUGGUUGACUUCUUAGAAUUGGACAUUUCUGUGAGCAGCAACGUAAAACUGCCUCUUGUGCCUAGUGGCCUUAACAUGUACAAUCUACAGUAACUAAUUCAUCCUCAACGUUCUUGGUCAUGAAAUAGGAAAAAAAAAUGUAAUAAAUAUUGAAUUAUUUGUAGUGCUGAUAUAGGAGGACUACUGCAUGGCUGGACUUAUGUCGCGAAAAACAUCUAUUCCUGGUUUUACGUUUCUAUCCUUGCUAGAUUGAAUGAUAGUUUGUCAAUUUCAAUUGAAUAUUUUGAGGGACAUCACAAAUUGAAUCCCAAAACGCUUUUGGAGUGUUCUACUUCAAAAAAGUACAUAUUGUGUAACAUGUACAGUAUACUGUAUUUCACUAUUUCUUUCUGGUAACAUUUUUGUGCUUGCUUUCACCGUUAAACGGCAUCGUAAUGUGAUAGAUGUUUAUUUUUUAAUGGAAUUGUCCAAGCUUAAUAUAUUCUCAUAUCCAUUAAUAGUUUAUUCAAUUCACAUUCAUGCAGCCCUUAGGGGUUUGUAGACUGUUUAGAAUGUAAUGCAUUUAUCAAGAAAACGUUUUUGAUUUAGAAAAAAAAAAAACGGUGGGGGCAGGGAGCGGGUAAUCAUUCCUCAGUGGAGACGGUCAAAGUCAGGCAGCCUUAAGCUGCUCUUUUUGCAAACUGUGAACAGCAUCAAUAAAUGUGCAGGGAAUGUACUACACUUACUGCAUCGACCUUUACUAAACAGCCUGCAGUGUUUGUUGCAUUGUCCAACACUUGCCACAGACUGUGAUAAAAAGUGAGGCAUAUUGUAUGCAAGAUGUACCGCCAACGUGCCAUAUGUAUGAACAUAUUGGAAAUACUUUUCUCAUAGUAAAUCUUCAAAAGAAAAGAUGCACAAGAUCAGGACCAACACACUAGAAGGAUGAACCCAUCCAAUCC